Melampsora larici-populina 98AG31 is the source of this 573-nucleotide messenger RNA. RefSeq lists its product as uncharacterized. The coding region runs from base 1 to 573 and encodes 190 amino acids. The record is from RefSeq and is a predicted model, not a curated record. Lineage: Eukaryota; Fungi; Basidiomycota; Pucciniomycetes; Pucciniales; Melampsoraceae. The transcript has a single exon.
AUGCAAGAGGACCUACCAGAUCAGCCACAGGAGACGGUUCCACCGGAACAACAAAGGUUGUUAAUUUCUCUCCACGAGCACAAUUUCAAGAACUGGAAGUUGGCCCAAGAAUCAAACCCGAACAACACGCGGCGGGUUAUGACCUUUCUUGCAUUAUGGAAGAUGUCCCACGACAGCUUUACAGUCAUCUUAGGCAAGGAGGAAGUACAGAAAGGCAGCUUGGGCUGGGAUCCGUAUGUGGAGGAAAAGAAACUCCUAGCGAAAACAAGCAAUGGCUACAUAGGUCUGAAUCAGAACCCUCUCGGAUUGAACCAACAAACACCUACCCAAGAAUUGAACAACCAACAGAACCACGAACCAGUUCAGUCGACAUCAUCAGCCGGACCAAUCCGCAACGACAAUCGUCGACAGAACAAUCAACCGUACAAGAAAGCGCCGCAAGCGGAAGAAGAUGCGGAGAACAUGCAUUCGAUGUUAGCCUUCAGCAAAGCCUAUUACCGAGCUGUGAAAGGAAUCAACAAGAAAGGCAAAGGGAAGAAACCGACUCACAACGGCCAAUCAUCCCAACAAUAA